Messenger RNA from Neoarius graeffei (lesser salmon catfish), 1638 nucleotides. Its product is annotated as protein ANKUB1-like. Lineage: Eukaryota; Metazoa; Chordata; Actinopteri; Siluriformes; Ariidae. The record is from RefSeq and is a predicted model, not a curated record. Gene Ontology annotation, molecular function: protein binding.
AUGGUGCACUUCACAGUGAGAAUCUUCAGUGCCUUCGAGGGGUCUCAGGAGUCAUUUGACAUUGCGUCUGAUGGGACAGUGGUGGCUAUAAAACAAAUGGUCAAGGACUGCUUCAGUGUGCCACUGUAGGAUGAUGAACAGGUACAGUGGUUCCUGGAGCUGAGUUUCGCUGGAGCUGUCCUGCAGGAUGACUGGUGUCUAGCAGAUGUGGGCAUCUCGUCAGAUGGUAUUCCCUCUUCCCACGGCACGGUUAACUCGAUGAUGAGGACACGCUUGGCAGCCGUUGACCACAUCACGAUGUCUGGUCUUAGAAUUGAUUGCACAAUCUCGCUCGGGAAGGAGGUCAGCAAAGCUGUGCUCCAUGUGUUCAGUGCUGUGACGAAGGAUACCCUGCCUAUCAUGGGAACAGCAUGUCUGCUGGCUUCCUCCAUCUCCAAACUUCAGUCCCUAGUGUCCUUGAUGCUUGGCCUGCCAGUCAGUGCUUUCACAUUGUCGACCCAGAAUGGGGCUGAGCUUUAUGACUGUAAUCUGCUCUCAUGCUAUGCUGUUGAACCUGGAGAUACCCUUUGUCUGGACACUUGGGUUGGCUGGACGGAGUUCUUACGAGACUCUUUGGAAGGACACAUAAACAAAGUCCAGUGUCAUUUCUCUGAGGAUAAAUCACUUCUAAGGUUUCAGAAACGUUUGGCCCUUUAUGUUGCUGCUGCUCAUGAACACCUUGAAAUGGCCAGUUGGCUACUAGAUAAUGGCGUGCAAGCUCACGAGCCUGAGGGUGUCCACCCUUCCCAUGUGUGGUGCUGUGAAACAGACCACCCUGAAUCCUUAAAAUGUCCUGUACAUGCUGCUGUAGAGACUGGCCAACUUCUCAUCCUGAAGAUGUUCCUCAGCAGGAGCAUAUUCAACCUAGCCUUUCAAGAUCCCAGCAACCGAAACCUGCUUCAGAUUGUCAUAUAUCAACAACACAAAAAAUGGUAUCUCAUGUCCAAACUGUACACUCGGGUCAGCUUUUGUAGUUUCACUCUAUCAACACGGCUCUAUGUUCAGAUCAAGAUCUGGAUGAUCAAGUCUAAAAGAGGACUUCUUAAGACACGUCGAGGUCCGUUCAGAAACAGAGUGGGGGACACUUUACUAAUUGAUGGCUUUUCCUUGUCCAGGAUGUCCUCAGUGCCCAGGGGUUCUGUGUUCAAAGGAUGCACGUGGGUCAACAAGUCAUCCUGUGGGUUCCAGGCUCUGACAUCACAGCUCACAGGCUCAUCCUGUUCAUGUCAUCACCCUGCUGUCCUAGAAUCCCAGAAUGCAUCAGAGCAACUUCCGCAGCUGCUUCCUUUUGCCCCAAACAAAAGGACACGGAAAAAGACUAAGGGGAAUAACGGAUAUGGCAGGAAGAAGCCAAAGGAAAUCCUGGUAGCUGAAAAUACUGAUCAAAAACACUAUGAACGGAGCAGCACAGUUCCUCUGCCUGACACAUUUCGAGAUACUGAGUCCCUCACACUCCUUUGUGGACGUGCUCCAAGACAAAAUGCAAUAUACUGCUUGGCUAUUGCCAGUGCCUUUGUCAAAAAUCCCUGGCUACAGCAGUUAGCUGUUGCAAAAACCCUGGCCCGAAAAAGCAUCCAGAAAUUCUGCAACGUUAACUAA